This is a messenger RNA of Trichoderma breve, 735 nucleotides long. RefSeq names its product isy1-like splicing family domain-containing protein. Gene Ontology annotation, biological process: generation of catalytic spliceosome for second transesterification step; mRNA 3'-splice site recognition. The record is from RefSeq and is a predicted model, not a curated record. Bases 1 to 735 code for a protein of 244 amino acids. NCBI's taxonomy places the organism in Eukaryota, Fungi, Ascomycota, Sordariomycetes, Hypocreales, Hypocreaceae. The transcript is spliced from 2 exons. Gene Ontology annotation, cellular component: catalytic step 2 spliceosome; post-spliceosomal complex; Prp19 complex.
AUGGCUCGAAACUCGGAAAAGGCCCAGUCUAUGCUCUUCCGCUUCCGCGAAGCGCAAGCAGCAGACCUGGGCAUCAUCGACGCCGGACGAACUCGCCGCCCCAAGGUCAUCACCGAAGUCGACUCAAUCCCAUCGUGCGAGAGAUGGCGUGGCCAAGUGCUCAAGGAGAUUUCGCGCAAGGUCUCGAGGAUCCAGGACCCCGUGCUCAGCGACUACCAGAUCCGCGACAUCAACGAUGAAAUCAACAAGCUGAUGCGGGAGAAGCACAUGUGGGAGGUACAGAUACGGAAUUUAGGCGGGCCGAAUUACAUGAGAGGAGGCGGGAAGAUGUACGACGAGCAAGGCAGAGAAAUACCGGGCGGAGGGAAGGGAUACAAGUAUUACGGACGAGCCCGAGAACUGCCCGGCGUCAAGGAGCUCUUUGAGGCGGCCCAAGCGAAGAAGCAAGAGGACAAACCACUCGAAACCAGCAAAGACUUGAGGAAAAUUGUGGACGCAGCGUACUACGGCUACGCUCCUGGCGAAGAGGACGACGCCCUGCUACAAUACGAGGCAGAGAAAGAAAGGGAGGCGGCGGAGAAUCUCGUCAAGACAGGGCCUCAGGGGGUCCCCGACGGCUGGGAACCAUUACCUGGGGAUAGUGGGGAUGGCCAUGGGUGGGCAUUGCCAACGAUGGAGGAGGUUCAGAUGGAGCUUCUCGAGAGAAGAAGACGGAAGCUUCUUGACCAGCUUUAA